AUGGCCGUUGGCAAUUCGCAUGUAACGAUCAUGGCUGUUUUCGAUGAACUUCGAGAGGGAGAAGCCUGCCUGAGAGCAGCAAAGCUACCCGCAGCAAUGCGUCUGCUCGGAAUGAAUCCCACUGAGGGAGAUGUCAGCACGCUUUGCCAAAACGCCGGUGCUGGCUCCAUGUUCGAUGGGCCGUCAUUCGUGAAAUUGAUGCAAGAAGCGCUGGCAGGGUGGCUGGCCAAAGAUCAGGCACAAGAACUUCUUCUCAGCUUUCAGGCUUUUGACACUCAGUCAAGCGGGCGGAUAACGGUGGAGAAGCUCGUGCAGAUCAUGAGCAUGUCAGGCAACCCCUUCACAUCAGAGGAGCUUGAGGAGAUGCUCUUCAAUGCGGGCAUCGAUGGUGAUGGAACUCUGGCGUACAAAGACUUGAUACUUAGGCAUUUCUUCAGCCCCGAAAGUGGCACCGCAACAGGCAAGUGGGAUUCACUGGCGGACCCAGCUGGACCUAUUCCGCCAGUACAAGAGGCCACGACGCUGAACGAAGUUGCCAAGCUGAGGGCCGGGAGAGGCGAUCUAGAGGAAGCCGCAAAUCUUCGUGGCAAAGCUUUGGCGAUUCUGGGGCAAGUUCACGGGCCAGAGCACCCGGAUGUAGCAGCCGCCCUUCAUGCUCUUGCUGGCUUGAAGGAGCAGCAGGGUCGAGUUGAAGAGGCGCUGGAUAUCUACGUCAGAGCUCUCUCCAUCAGGGAGAAGGUCCUAGGCAACAACCAUUUCUACGUUGCCAUGACCCUUGACAGCAUCGCCAACCUCAAAGAUCGCUUGGGACAAGUUGAGGAAGCUAUGGACUUUGCUGGAAGGUCUCUAUCUAUCUGGGAGAAGUUCUUUGGUCCUUCGCAUCCUCACAUUGCAAGGAUCCUUUUCAACCUUGCUGGCCGAAGAGACUCUCUUGGCGAAGUAGAUGAGUCACUGAGGUUAUACGCACAGGCAUUGAGCAUCCAGGACAGCCACAACCCUGAAAGUGUGGAGGUGGCAGACAUCUUGGGUGCAAGCGCCAAUUUGAGAGAAAGGCUGGGGGAGAUCGCGGAAGCCUUGAACCUCUACACCCGUGAGCUAGCUGUGCGCCAGAAGCUUUUUGGGCCCAGCCACCCAGAUGUUCUGGAGCUGCAGGACAUCAUUGCAUCUCUGCAGACUUAG
Symbiodinium pilosum is the source of this 1179-nucleotide messenger RNA. The record is from the annotation of a GenBank genome assembly. NCBI's taxonomy places the organism in Eukaryota, Dinophyceae, Suessiales, Symbiodiniaceae.